This is a messenger RNA of Clonostachys rhizophaga, 657 nucleotides long. The record is from the annotation of a GenBank genome assembly. Lineage: Eukaryota; Fungi; Ascomycota; Sordariomycetes; Hypocreales; Bionectriaceae.
AUGGAGUCCUCCACUUCCACGUCAGCCCCAGUUGCUUCACUCGGAAAGACUGAGUUCUACCGACCACAGCAAUCUGUCUCAACUUGUGACUACCUGACGGACUCUGACCCAAACAUCUGGAACCCCGACUGCCCAGAGCCCCCUCAAGACUUCGAUUGGACAUCUCUCGGUCUUGACGCCCUUGGCACUCAGCUUCUUCCAAACCAGUCUCAACUGUUCGGAGACAGCCCCUUGGACCUUUCUUCAACUGUGAACACGACCAUGGGGUCCAACGGGCCAAGCCAACUCUUUACUGAUGCAUCUCUUCAUCCCCACUCCACUGGUCACCUCACUCCACCUCAUACCACCAACGCAGCUCUGUCCUAUACCAUGAACUUGCCUACCUCCAACGCCAACUCCUACAGGCCUGAAACUUCACCAUCUCAUUCCUCAGCACAUUCGGAUGAUGCCUUAGCCUCCAAGGAGGACGCCGGCGCCAAGCGCCAGCGCAACACUAUGGCUGCGCGGCGUUAUCGCCAGCGGCGUCUCGACCGCAUGGCUGACCUCGAACGUCAGCUGGCCGAGAUGACUGCGGACAGGGAUGACCUCCGCGUGAAGCUUGCACGACGAGAGGCUGAGGUUGAUGCCCUGAGGGAUGUUCUGACUGCUAAGAAGUGA